AUGGCUAAUGAAAAGAAGCUGUUUCUGAAUCUCGUGGUUUUGCAGCAUAUGCAUCGAAACCGCCUUCCUGAUGUUGAAUUGCAAAGUUGUCCAACUAUUAGAAGCUGUUCAGAAUGGGGGGCACACCGACCUAGGUGUACGAAUCAUCUUUCCACCCCUGUAACUUAUGCAGUAAUUCACCAUACAGCAGGAAGCCCAUGCAGCACCAGAUCCUCAUGCAUUUCAGAGGUGAAAUCCAUCCCGAAUUAUCACAUGGAUCACAACGGCUGGUGUGACAUCGGGUACAGUUUCCUCACUGGCGGUGAUGGACAUAUCUAUGAGGGUGUUGGAUGGGACAGAAGAGGUGCCCACGCCAAAAACUACAAUCGUGUCAGUUAUGGCAUUAGCUUUAUUGGAAACUUCAUGAAAACUACACCAACAACCAGUGCCCAGAAUGCUGCCAAGAGUCUUAUUGCCUGUGCUUGGUCCAAGAAUAAACUGAAAUCAAAUUAUAUUCUGAAGGGCCACAGACAGCUGGGAUCAACAAUACAUUAUAUGGGGUCAUCAAAAAAUGGUCUCACUAUAAAUUGAAAAGUGACAGGACAUGAGUUUAUCUUUUAAUUGUUUUCUUUUUGCAUACAUAUUUUAUGAAUAUCUCUAAACUAUGCAUUUUACCUAGAAAGUACUAUUUCUUCAGUGCAGGGCAUGCUCACUAUUUAAUACUCUGCCUUUCCUGUAAUGGAAAUGUACAAUACAGUCUGUGGAAACACCAUGGAUCUAUUGUAAGCUAAUAUGCAUAUUAAUAAGAGGUAUUUUGCUGUGCAGUAUAACAGCUGUUAUAUGUUACUAAUCCAGAUCUAGAAAAUAUUCCAUGCUGCUGUUGCUUCAUUUUCUAAGGUUUCUGAAUACAA
This is a messenger RNA of Protopterus annectens (West African lungfish), 890 nucleotides long. RefSeq names its product peptidoglycan-recognition protein SC2-like. The record is from RefSeq and is a predicted model, not a curated record. NCBI's taxonomy places the organism in Eukaryota, Metazoa, Chordata, Ceratodontiformes, Protopteridae. The coding region runs from base 1 to 570 and encodes 189 amino acids. Gene Ontology annotation, biological process: peptidoglycan catabolic process. Gene Ontology annotation, molecular function: zinc ion binding; N-acetylmuramoyl-L-alanine amidase activity. The transcript is spliced from 4 exons.